Cylicocyclus nassatus is the source of this 2743-nucleotide messenger RNA. Lineage: Eukaryota; Metazoa; Nematoda; Chromadorea; Rhabditida; Strongylidae. The record is from the annotation of a GenBank genome assembly.
AUGAACCGCUGGAAUGGCGCCUACCUUUCAAAUUCUAGCAAUAUUCUUCUCAUUGCUAAGCCUUUUGGGAAGAACUUUCCAUUGAGCAUGUCCAGAGCACUUCUACAGUGCUGCGGAGCCUCAAAAUUUGCCCUCACGUCACGGGGCCUAUCACAAGUCAAGCAUAGAUUGCUGCCCUCUUUAUCGCAAACCACUUUCAAUAAUGUACAGAAACGUAGCAUUUUGUUCAAAAUGGGCAAUGAAACCCCUCCUAGAAUUGUCGGGUAUUACGUAGUCUUUCCGCACAUACCUGAUGAAACUGUGGAAAACAAUAGUUUCAUGUAUGGCAUAGCUAAAGGAGAAGACUGGCCCAAGUUGGCGACAGCAACACCAAAGGAAAUGUACGAAGGCACAGUACGGAUGCUCAUGGAGUAUGGAGCCACCUCAAUGGAACACCUCGAACUCCUGCAGAAACUACCUCAAGAGGAGCGAACGUUUGAGACUGCUGUUGAACCUCUCUUAACCGAGGAAUAUGACGUAGACUAUGCUCUCCAAACGCUGCUUCUGAAAAUGCUUACUGACUGGCCAGAAAGCAGCCGCGAACUUUUCGAUUCCGACUUGCACCAUAUCAAAAUCAUGAGUGCUCGGGAUCAUAUGGAAAAACUUUCCAACGCUGACUUCCAAGCAACAAUCAAGCAACUGUAUGAUUCCAAGGAAGGUCUGAAUGAAUGGCAAUUACGUUUGCUGGAAUGGUAUUUGUUAGAGAUACGCGCGAGUGGUUUGGAUAGAACUGAUGAAAAGACGAGGAAGUUGAUCGGAUCCUGGAAUAAAUACAUUGAUGAGUACCGCAGCAAGUAUAUUUCAAACGUUAUGGCAACUAAUGAUCAAGUUGUCUACACCAUUACCGACAAAGCAAUGUUAAAAGAUGCUCCGCCUCACAUAUUGCAAAAACUGGCAGUGGAUCCCACGCAAUGGGAGGAAGGACCAUGGCGUGGAAGAAUGACACCACAUACGAUCUAUCCCUUCAUGCAAUACUGCGGUAAUCGACAAUUGAGAGCAGAAGCAUGGAUGAAGUGGACUAGCAAGGCCUCGUUUGAUCACGACUUCUAUAAUAAUUCUCUCAAUUUGGAAGAGUUGCGGCACAAUAACGAGGGUCUUGCGAAAACGUUGGGUUACUCUUCUGUAGCAGACCACAGACUUGCUAAUAAAAUGGCAGCCUCACCCGAGACUGUUCGGAACUUCCUGAACGCGCUUACUCGUCGAAUACGACCAGUUUUUAUUGACCGGAUGGAAUCAUGGUCGGUAUACGCGCAGAUCAAGGAAAUGAUGUCAGGAGACCUUCAGGCCCACGAUUUAGCAUACAUAUGUAGGAGAGAAGCUAAACAACACUACGAUGUGGAUCCUCUCGACCUGAUGAACCAUUUCCCGUUCUGGCCUACCUUCCAAAAUCUAACACGGAUUAUCGGACAUAUAUUUGGACUCAAAUUCAAGGACAUCACCGAAAGUGGACUUGAGCGUGCCCAUCAAGACGCAAAAAUAUACUCUGUGAAAGAUACUAGCACUGGCGAACAUCUGGGACGGCUUUACAUAGAUCCAUAUGACAGGGAAAGCAAACGAGGUGGAUGGAAUACUCUUCUGGGUCGAAUGGAAUGUCGGACUAGAGGCUUAGACAAAUUGGUUUAUCUCGUUGGAUCGGCUGUAGCUCCCACUGAGAAUGCACCAUCUUUACUACACCAUCAACAACUGCAACAACUACUAUUUCAUGUGGGUCGUGCCGUGCAAAUGUUGCUUUCACGAUCACCAUAUAGGGAUAUCGCAAUCCCGUGGUCUCCUUUCUACGCCAGCGACUGGGACGCUAUGGACAUGUUUCCCGCAUUUCUACAGUUCUUCGUGUACAAACCGUCAUUACUGCAGUCACUUAGCUCUCCACAUUUGAAGAAUGGUUCAACUAUCUCCGACGAGCAAGCAAACAAUGUCUGUUUGGCUCUGUCAAGGUCAACUCUUUGGGAAUCUUACCGUUCACUAUUUUGGGCGGAUUUUGAUCUUACAAUAUUCGAAAUGGAGGACAGAAAGCAAAAAUUCUGGUUGGACUUGUAUCGAGAAAUGUCCAAGGAGUAUUUCCCUUUCAAAGCUGAUAGAAAUGACUACCAUCCGUGUUCGUUCAUUCCAAUUUUCGGCCUACAACCUUACAUGGGAAUGUAUUAUCGAAAGCUGUGGACAGAGAUGUUGGCUUUGGACAUCCAUGAAACUUUUGACUACGAAGAUGAUGUGGUCAAAACCGGUGAGCGUCUUAAAACAACCAUUCUCUCGCGUGGAUCAGGAGAUGUAGCCAAGGAGCUCUAUCGAAGAUUCCAGGGUCGUGAUCCCAGCGUUGGUGCUAUAUGUGAUUUCUACGAUCCACCAGCGUUCUACCACUUAGAUAAUGAGACGGCUCUCGGACGUUGAUUUUAGAUGGUUUUAGACUAGGUAUAGAAAUUUUUACAGUAAUGUAUAUAAAAAUUUUUUUUAUAACCUGUACAGUCAUUUUGAAGAUCCUCUAUUUUAUUUGCUCCCACUUCCUCGAUUUUUUGGUAUUACAGUUUCCUCAAUUUUCCUUGAAUAUUGAUGAGAUACUGCCUCAUGGUCCUCUUGUAGUAUAGUUAUUAUUGAGAUUCGAUUGUUACAAAUCAUGCCCAUGCUCUGAUUGUUGAUAUUGUUGUUUUAUAGCGGGACAUAAUGUGUUUCGAAUGAAAAGUUACUCCAUUUAUGAGUAAACAUUAUUAGA